Messenger RNA from Pyrus x bretschneideri (Chinese white pear), 2073 nucleotides. Its product is annotated as transmembrane 9 superfamily member 3. The coding region runs from base 43 to 1824 and encodes 593 amino acids. Lineage: Eukaryota; Viridiplantae; Streptophyta; Magnoliopsida; Rosales; Rosaceae. Gene Ontology annotation, cellular component: membrane. Gene Ontology annotation, biological process: protein localization to membrane. The transcript has 7 exons. The record is from RefSeq and is a predicted model, not a curated record.
AACGUGGUUGUCUUAUCUCUGCAGAGAUUAGAGAGAGAGAGAAUGGGGAAGACCAUGGCGGUGGGAGUACACUGCAUCAUUGCCUUGCUAAUUCUGUCCGGUGCGGAUCUAGUCAGGUCCGACGGGUCGGAUCAUCGGUACAAGGAAGGAGAUUUUGUCCCUCUGUAUGCCAACAAGGUCGGCCCGUUUCAUAACCCCAGUGAAACGUACCGAUACUUUGAUCUCCCAUUCUGCUCACCAGAUGCGGUGAAAGAGAAAAGGGAAGCUCUUGGUGAAGUAUUGAACGGGGAUCGUUUAGUCAGUGCCCCUUACAAACUUGAGUUCCUAAGGCAUAAAGAUACCGAAGUAGCUUGCAAGAAAACACUCACAAAGGAAGAAGUAGCCAGGUUCAGAUCUGCUGUCAACAAGGACUAUUACUUCCAGAUGUAUUAUGACGACUUGCCCAUUUGGGGUUUCAUAGGGAAGGUUGACAAGGAAGGCAAAGACCCGAGCGAGUACAAGACCUACCUUUAUAAGCACAUUCAUUUUGAUCUCUAUUAUAACAAGGACCGCGUGAUUGAAGUCAAUGUUCGAACAGAUCCAAAUGCACUGGUUGACCUUACAGAGGAUAAAGAAGUUGAUGUUGAAUUCAUGUAUACUGUGGAGUGGAAGGAAACAACCACUCCUUUCGAUAAGAGGAUGGAUAAGUAUUCUCAGUCCUCAUCCUUGCCUCAUCAUUUGGAGAUCCACUGGUUCUCAAUUAUAAAUUCAUGCGUGACAGUUCUCCUCUUGACUGGGUUUCUUGCUACAAUUCUCAUGCGAGUGCUUAAGAAUGAUUUUGUCAAAUAUGCCCAUGAUGAAGAAGCAGCUGAAGACCAGGAAGAGACGGGAUGGAAAUACAUCCACGGAGAUGUAUUUCGGUUCCCCAAAUACAAGUCCUUGUUUGCAGCAGCUCUAGGUUCAGGAACCCAACUAUUUACUCUUACGGUGUUCAUUUUCAUACUCGCACUUGUUGGUGUGUUUUAUCCAUACAACCGAGGGGCUUUAUUUACUGCUCUGGUUGUCAUUUAUGCACUCACUUCAGGAAUUGCAGGCUAUACUGCUACGUCAUUUUAUUGUCAGCUAGAGGGAUCAAACUGGGUUAGGAAUCUAUUGUUGACGGGUUGCCUCUUCUGUGGACCUCUCUUCCUCACAUUCUGCUUUUUGAAUACUGUUGCAAUUGCUUAUACGGCCACCGCUGCCCUUCCAUUCGGCACAAUUGUGGUUAUAGUUCUGAUAUGGACACUUGUAACAUCACCUUUACUGGUGUUAGGUGGGAUUGCUGGGAAGAACAGCAAAGCUGAGUUCCAAGCCCCUGUUCGCACCACUAAAUAUCCCAGAGAGAUUCCACCUUUACCUUGGUACCGGGCAACAAUCCCUCAAAUGGCAAUGGCCGGUUUUCUGCCUUUCAGUGCUAUAUACAUUGAACUGUACUACAUAUUUGCCAGUGUAUGGGGUCACAGGAUUUACACCAUUUACAGCAUCUUGUUUAUUGUGUUUAUCAUUCUUCUGAUCGUUACUGCUUUCAUUACUGUGGCAUUGACAUAUUUCCAACUUGCUGCCGAGGACCAUGAGUGGUGGUGGAGGUCUUUCCUCUGUGGUGGGUCUACUGGACUAUUUAUCUAUGCGUAUUGUUUGUAUUACUACUACGCACGCUCGGAUAUGUCAGGAUUCAUGCAAACGUCGUUCUUCUUUGGUUACAUGGCAUGCAUCUGCUACGGUUUCUUCCUCAUGCUUGGGACUGUAGGCUUCCGUGCAGCUUUGCUUUUUGUCCGUCACAUAUACCGGUCCAUCAAGUGUGAAUAGUAGCCUGUUCCCCAAGAAUCAUCGGACAUGGCUUCUUGUGUUUGUCGACUCACAGGCACCUUUGUAGAGAAGUUUGGUCAAAUUGGUUUUGUAAGUGCCUCGUGUACUAAAGCUGUAGUCAUGAGAUAUGUAUGCAUCCGGAGCAAUAUGUUAGAUCACAAUUUGGGCGACUAUAUUCACAGUGACAAGUUUGUAUCACUACAUUUGUUUCUUUUGCAAUACAUUCUUUAAAUAUAUUCUCUCCUCAUA